AUGCAGAAUGGAGAUGUAGCGGUCGACUUUUACCAUCGUUAUAAGAUUUUCGAUUUCGUGGGCCAGAUUAACAGUGGCAAGGUAAAGGAUGGAGUAAACAAAGAAGGUGUACAAUUCUACAAUGCUCUCAUCGACGAGCUUAUAGCUAAUGGCAUUCAACCUUCGAUGUCCCUCUAUCAUUGGGAUCAUCCUCAAGUUCUCGAGGAUGAGUAUGGUGGUUUUCUAAGCCCUCUAAUAAUAGAUGAUUUUCGAGAUUUUUCAAGAGUGUGUUUUGAAGAAUUCGGAGACAGAGUUAAGAUGUGGACCACCAUAAACGAGCCUUACAUCAUAACUGUUGCGGGCUAUGAUACGGGCAACAAAGCAGUUGGACGUUGCUCGAAAUGGGUGAAUAGUCAGUGUCAAGCCGGUGAUUCGGCUACCGAGCCUUAUAUUGCAUCACAUCACCUUCUUCUUGCUCAUGCCGCAGCUGUGCAUGAGUUCCGGAAAUGUAACAAGACUUCACAUAAUGGUCAGACUGGGAUAGUGUUAUCGCCCUUGUGGUUUGAGCCUUAUGACUCUACUUCUCUUGAAGAUAACGAAGCUGUAAAGCGAGCUCUUGCCAUUGAACUAGAUUGGCAUUUAGAUCCAGUUAUCCACGGAGAUUAUCCAGAAACACUAAAGAAACAAGUCGGAAAGAGAUUAUCUUCUUUCACCGCAGAACAAUCCAGAAUGUUAAAAAAUUCAUCGGAUUUCAUUGGAGUAAACUAUUAUACUGCACGCUACAUUGUUCAUCUUCCUCACGUUGACCCUGCACGACCUCGAUUCAAGACUGAUCAACAGUUGGAAUGGAGAGGAUUUUGUUGCUGGUAUCAGAGCAAGGUUACCAUUAUCUUUGAAGAAGUGAAGAUGGAGGCAACCGUUACCGUUGAAGGUGACAUGUUCAAGCUCACGACGGACAACUUCUCUUAUUGGAAACCGAUGAUGGAAGAUCACCUUUAUUGUAAGGAUUUGCAUGAGCCCAUCAUCAUGAAGGAUAAGCCGGAAGGAAAGGAUGAUAAAGCAUGGGAGAUUCUUAAUAGAAAGGCGGUUGCCGUAAUACGUAAGUAUGUCGACCGAUCUCUCUUUGAACAUGUCUCUACCUACACAAAUGCUUUUGAAUUAUGGACAAAACUUGAAUCCAUGAUUCAAAAGAAAACACCUCGAAACAAAGCUCUUCUUGUUCGACGGUUGGUAAAGUUGGAGUACAAGGAUGGCCAGAGCAUGAUGGAGCACUUGAACAAUUUCAAGGGCAUUGUAAAUCAGCUUAACAAAGUUGAUAUGAAGGUUGAAGACGAAAUGCAAGCCCUUUUAAUCAUUAGUUCACUACCGGAGAGUUGGGACACACUAGUUGUCACUCUAAGAAAUUCAGCACCGGAGGGAAAGCUUACCAUGGACACCGUCACUGACAGCCUUCUAAACGAAGAAGUUCGCAGGAAGGAGCGAGGUUCGAGUUCUUAUUCAGAAGCUAACAUUGUUGAUAGACGAGGUAGAGAAGAGACUCGUGGCCAAAACAGAAGCAGAGGACGAGACCAAUCUUGA
Molecule: messenger RNA, 1557 nt
Organism: Brassica napus (rape)
Lineage: Eukaryota; Viridiplantae; Streptophyta; Magnoliopsida; Brassicales; Brassicaceae
Product: beta-glucosidase 28-like
Exons: 9
Coding region: 1-1557 (518 amino acids)
Biological process (GO): carbohydrate metabolic process
Molecular function (GO): beta-glucosidase activity
Source: RefSeq, a predicted model, not a curated record